Bursaphelenchus okinawaensis is the source of this 1955-nucleotide messenger RNA. NCBI's taxonomy places the organism in Eukaryota, Metazoa, Nematoda, Chromadorea, Rhabditida, Aphelenchoididae. The record is from the annotation of a GenBank genome assembly.
AUGGAAAGUGAGUUAAAGAACCGGUUGAGAAGUGAAAAACAAGUGAGUGAUAUGAAAAGUAAAUUGUAUUAAAAACUUAUAUAAACUAUAGUGUUUUAUAGGAAGGGCUACAGAAAUACAUAUUAUAGGUCAAAAAAUAUAUAGAACAGACGAAAAUUGAUGUAAAUAGACGUAUUUUUGAAAAAGGCCAAAAAGUUGAAAGAAAAAUUUUAAAAACAACAUAUUUGGCUGUUUCUGUAUACUUUUUGACCUGUUUUCUAAUAUUAUAUUCAAAACUAGCAUCUGCUUCUAAACUUUAGCUCACGUUUGCCUUGGUGACAAUAUGCACCAUAUGCACAAUAUUCAGCAUCAUCAUUGUACCAUACUUGUUCAGUCAGGUUCACAACUUGGACAUUGAAGUUGAGGUGGGUUUUCGAUCUUUUCAAACUUAUUUUUGAGUUUUGAAGGCAUUUUUUUAUUAUUAGGUUGGUCUGUUGUGGAUUUCCGUUCCAAAAUUUUCUAAAGUUUAUUAUAAACUAUAUUUUGUUCUAAUUAUUGUUGUUAAUCAAUUUAAUGAAAUUCAGAAAAUUUUGAAACCGAAAUCCAUAACCGGUCAACCUAAUAUUACUUGUUAGGUUAUAUCAAAAUCAUACGUUGAGGUAUCUUUAAAUUGAGACUGAAGUGUAGAGUAACAGUAUAUCUUGACUUUACUGUAGUAACACAUUGUACCGUAAAAAGAUUUUAAAGUCACAUUUUAUUGUAUCAAAACCUUACAGGACCACCACAGUUUCUGUGUAGAACGUACUACACUUUUGGUACGAGAGAUCACUGAGAUUGAAGAGAGUACAGCAAGAAGAAAGCGCCAGUACGAUGAUAAUGUAGAUUCUGGUAAUUCAGAAGGAAACGGAGACAAGAAAUCUUGUUGUUCUUGCAAACAAGGACCACCUGGCCCACCAGGACCAGUUGGAGAGGAUGGAGAUGACGGUAAAGUUUGGGUUUGGUAAUCAUAUUGGUGUAGGUAUACCUACUUUAAAUGGUCGUACCUUUUUUUGUAGGUUGUUUCAGUCCUUGCUAUUUUGAGAAUUGAUAGAAAAGAUACUGUAGCUUGUGUAUAAGGUAAAAUAGACGGUGCUUUAUUACCUAACUGUAAGGUACGGUGAUUUAAAGAAGUUGUUUUUAGUUUAAGCUAGAUUAAUAUAAGUAUACCUACCCAAAAUACCCAUAAAUUUGUUAAACAUAGAGAUACUACCUUGAAACUUUAUAUAGUGGUAGAAAACUAAUUUAUACACCAUAAUAUUGCUAUCAUACGAUCAAAACGAACAUUAUUUUCAAGAUACGAAACCUAAAAGACAUCAAUUCACAUAUUUUUAGGCCCAGACGGAGUAGAAGGAGUGAAAGGCUCAGCAGGCGCACCAUCCUCAGCUCCAUCUGAUUUGAACAUCGAUUGGUGUUUCGAUUGCCCAGAUGCACCAGCUGGACCACCAGGACUAAUGGGAGUGAAAGGCCGGCCAGGAAAUCCUGGAAAACAUGGAGAAUAUGGCAAAAACGGUGAACCUGGCCAGAGGGGUGAGGUUGGACCAGUUGGACCGGCUGGUGAGUUUGAUAUUUAAAAUUUUUUAAAAAUUAUUUAAAUUCAAUUUUUUAAUUUUUAAUUUUAAAAUUUUGAAUUUUCAGGACCACCAGGCCCAGUCGGCUACCCAGGACCACCUGGAGAGCCAGGAAAGUCGGUUGAAGUAGUAAUAACUGGUGAACCAGGACCACCCGGACCUCCCGGAGUGCCAGGAGUUAAAGGUUCGUUUGGCCUACCUGGUCUGCGAGGUCCAGAUGGUCCACCAGGACCACCUGGCGAUGGUCCCGGACCAUCCGGACCACCAGGAAAUGACGGUACCACUGGUUUGCAAGGUGAUAAUGGAGCUAAUGGUGCUGAAGGAAGCUGUGAUCAUUGUCCUCCACCUGUUUUGGAGACUGGAUUCUAA